UAAAGUGUGACGAGGAAUUCAAACAAGUUGGCCUUUUGUUAAGUGUUAACCGACAUUUGAAAGGAGAAGAAGAACCGCUAGGACCGGAGCCCCGACAAUGGCGAGAAACGCAAGACAACUACCAUUACCGGCGACCACCGGAACAACAACAAUAACCCUAACCCUAAACAACUCAUCAGAAUCCUCCUCCUCAUCAUCGUCUGAACAGCAGCAGCAUACAACAGAAACCCUAACUCUGAAAUUGAAGCCGAAGAAGAAGAGCGUUUCAUGGAAGCCAGGUACAGUGGAUAACGAAUUCCUCAACAAGAAGAGCUCUAAGAUUUGCUGUAUAUUUCACAAGGAAAAGCCUUUUGAUGAGGAUGACAGCGAUGACGAUGAAAAUAAAAAUCAAUCAAAUAAGAAGGUUCACCAUUGUUGUAAAUUGGAGGAUCACGGUGAAUCCAGUACCAGCAAUUGCUAAGAUAAUUAAUCGGCUUUGGAUUUCCUG
Messenger RNA from Nicotiana tabacum (common tobacco), 487 nucleotides. The record is from RefSeq and is a predicted model, not a curated record. Lineage: Eukaryota; Viridiplantae; Streptophyta; Magnoliopsida; Solanales; Solanaceae.